Molecule: messenger RNA, 1204 nt
Organism: Schizophyllum commune H4-8
Lineage: Eukaryota; Fungi; Basidiomycota; Agaricomycetes; Agaricales; Schizophyllaceae
Product: glycosyltransferase family 1 protein
Exons: 5
Coding region: 220-885 (221 amino acids)
Biological process (GO): dolichol-linked oligosaccharide biosynthetic process
Cellular component (GO): UDP-N-acetylglucosamine transferase complex
Source: RefSeq, a predicted model, not a curated record
CGUACACUGACAUCCUCAAAAUGUACGCCUUUUCUGCUUCAGGAUAGGCCUCCCAGAAUCAGCCGUCAAGAUACUUUGCUGACAAUUCUUUCUCACGUUGAUUGUUAUGCUUCUCACUUGCCUCGGCCGUUCAACCUUCUCACUCGGAUGUUGUGCGUCUUCCAAGACUUUCCCACCAGCAUACGCCUUAGGCCCUUUUGUGCACAAACGGACGGCAACAUGCUCCAAUCGAUAUGUACCACGAUAGCGCUCGGGGUAACCCUGGCGGCUCUCCGAAUCUACCUGAUCCUGCCUGGAGCCAAGCCAAGAUCUCGACGUUCGAGUCCGGCGUCGACCUGUAGUAUCGCAGUUUUCCUAGGCUCAGGUGGCCAUACCAGCGAAGCGCUGGCGCUGCUCUCAGGCCUUGACUUCGACCGCUAUACCCCGCGCACCUACUUCAUCAGCGAAGGCGACGCGCUCAGCGCUCAGAAGGCUAUAGAUCUCGAGAAUGCCAAGGGCCCUCGUUCUGCCUUCUCCUUGACGGUGCUUCCCCGGGCACGCCGAGUCCAUCAACCUUUAUUCACCGUGCCACUGUCUGCGAUGCGGUCCUUCCGUGUUUGCGUCUACUAUAUGACGGUGGCGCCUUUCACAUUGAAGAAUCCCGUCGCUGACGUGCUCAUUCUGAACGGUCCGGGCACCUGCUGCACUCUGGCCCUCGCGGCGUAUGUGAACAAGUUCUUUGGUCUGAGAUGUCCUCGCGUCAUUUACGUGGAGUCGUUCGCUCGCGUAAAGGGUCUUUCCCUCACUGGUAAGAUCCUGCGCUCGUUUGCAGAUAGAUUUAUCGUACAGUGGGCGCAGGUCCUUCAGGAUGGAGGCCGUGGGGAAUGCUACGGUUGUUUGGUCUAGCCUCCGACGAUUGCCUUCCUUCGCGUACAAGGCUUGGCAUCAACGCUCUGAACUGCGCAAUGGACGUUCCCUUCAGAAUCUGCGCAGUCGCUGUAUGCUCCUCACGAGCUCCCAUCGCGGGCUCGCGUGAAUCCAGCUGAGAAAAGGGGAGAAAACCGUGCUCGUCGAUGACCGACCAGGACAUUUCUGGGACGCCUUGGUCUCCCUUCAUACCAGUUCACCUAUAUACCUGACGACUCACACCGCGCGCGCCAAUGAAUAUCGAUUACAAAGUCAUUGUAAUGAAUGGUAGAGCGCGAAAACAGAGCGAUACGAAGUC